Messenger RNA from Amphiprion ocellaris (clown anemonefish), 2213 nucleotides. RefSeq names its product protein LBH-like. NCBI's taxonomy places the organism in Eukaryota, Metazoa, Chordata, Actinopteri, Pomacentridae. The record is from RefSeq and is a predicted model, not a curated record. The transcript has 4 exons. Gene Ontology annotation, cellular component: nucleus. The coding region runs from base 217 to 663 and encodes 148 amino acids. Gene Ontology annotation, biological process: positive regulation of DNA-templated transcription.
ACAGGACACUGUGGGAAAAUGAAGGAGGGGAGGGACUUAUGAAAAAAAGAAAGCUGGACCUGUGACUGGCAGCAAAGAGGAAAGUGACCGACAACAUAGAGAGACUAACUUUCAACAAGAAUAGUUCAGUUUCUUUUCUACCGAUUUUGGAAUAUUUUCUUGUUUUUGACCUCAAAGUCCUUAGGUCUCUGUAGAGCUGUAGUCCUGUCACACAGUAUGAACAUCAUUCUCAGUCAUCAAGUCGAAUCUCAGAUGGACGACAGUAGUCCAGUUCAGAGAAGAGGGAGCAGAGCCUAUCAGAUAUUUCCUGAAGCCAACAUGAAUGAAGAAUCUGACUACCCUGAAGACUUUCUCUAUAGAAGGGAGCGUCUACCUUCUAUUGUUGUGGAGCCCACAGAACAUAGUGAGCAUGAAAGCGGGGAGCUGUGCUGUCCUCCACGCUGCCAAAUAAACAAAAAUGUGGAGGAAGAUGAGGAGGAGGACAGCCAUACUGAUCACACAGAGGACUCUGUAGAUGGAGAGCAACAGGAGCAUAUUGAAGAAGGGUCAGUUAGCCGGAAGUCUUCUAUUGGACCAUCCCAGAGUCAACCUUCCCUCUUCCGGCUGACCCCACCCGCCUCCCCCACCCCCCCUGAGGCUGCCCCACCCUGCCUGAGGAGUUGAGCCAGUGCAACCAGUAUGGACUUAAGACCACUGCAGUUCACCUGAACGGUGCACAACCUUUAUAAUAUGUUACCUCUACAUGUGAGGCUAACCUAAUGAAAGAGCACAGGUUGACAUGGUUACAUGUAUAAAAAUAGCUGGAUCAAUUUCAAAUAACCAGUACUAAGCUGACUCCAAUACUGCUAUUUCUGGACUGCUCCCUCUAACUUAACAAAAUCUGUCGUUAACUGCUACACUUUGCUGCUACUGUAUCUGCCAUUGCGGACAGACUCUAAACCGACUGUAGAGAUAAUCUUCAGGACUUUGCUGGGUAAAUCUUUUCCUUUGUGAUACAAAUCUCAUCCCAUUGCAAAUACUUUGUUAUGAAUGACUACCAGGACUGGUUAACAAAACAUGUAACUCCGGGCUACUUCCUGCAUUCCUGUUCUGACUGUUAUAGCAAUGACUGUAGCAAUGACAACUUCAACUGCGUCAUUGAAAAACUCACUCGUGGUAUUAGUGGACCAACAGGAACGAGGACACCAUCCUUUUCAAAUAACUGACUAGUAUCUUUAUAUGGUUUUGACCACAUUUUAUGCCAUUGUUAAAUAUUAUUAAAUUACAUUGCCCAAUAAAUCACAAUUUGUGACAAGGAGUAAAAUCCUUUAUGAUGGAAUGUUGACACAUCAACAAAAUUCAAUUCCCCAUGACUAAAAAAGAUUUAUUGCAACAGUAAUAGAGUAAUAUUGCCCUUAUUCUCAGAUACAUAUGUGCACCCCCUUCAAAAUGUCUCAUAUGUCUCAUAUGUUAAAACUUUCAGGAAAUUCAGAGAAGUCACAAUAUUGUCAACUAGAGUGGCUUCUAUAAGAUAUUGCAUGUCACAUGUUACACUCAUAUUUAGAAAUUCUGAUGUUCCUUAUUUAUUACAAAUAUUCUAGUUUAUCCACAAAGUAAUUUUAUUUCCUUCACAUCCCUUUAUUUUUGAUUUCUUGUUAGAUUUUGGUGAGGAUUCAUGAAGAAAAUGAAUAACUAAAGAGCGGCUACUGCUACAGUAUCAGUUUGACACAGCAGAACAAGAGUCAAAUCAGAUGGAUGGCUCAGUGACUAACACCCUUGACUUUGGCACAGGAGAUUGGUGGUUCAGAGCACAGUUGUCCAAUGAGGAUCUUUUGGCAAGGUACUUCGUGCUUCCCUGCCUAUGUACUUUGUGUUGUAUCUACUUUCAGAUGUACAUCUUUUUGGAUAAAAGCAUCUGCUAAAUGGAAUUGUAAAUUGUAAAUCCAGGAGUUCUUCACCACUAAAUAAAAGAAGAAACCAAUGUAGAGCCCUUCUAUUAUGCUUCUGUGUAAUUCCAAUCAACUGUGGCAAUAGUUUUAUGUCUGUGUGUACAUUUCUUUUAUGCAUUACCCAGUCAACCUAUCAUGAUUGUACAUAGUAAUAAGUUUUAUUUAUUUUUACAAGCAUGCAAAUGCCUAUUUUAUGAUUGACUAAACUGAGAAGUACAGCAUUUAAAGUUCAUUAUACACAGGCCCUAUUCUGGGAAAUAAAGUCACAGAGUCCAACUUAGCAAA